This is a messenger RNA of Schistocerca nitens (vagrant locust), 1794 nucleotides long. RefSeq names its product endochitinase-like. The transcript is spliced from 10 exons. The record is from RefSeq and is a predicted model, not a curated record. Lineage: Eukaryota; Metazoa; Arthropoda; Insecta; Orthoptera; Acrididae. Gene Ontology annotation, molecular function: chitinase activity; chitin binding. Gene Ontology annotation, biological process: carbohydrate metabolic process; chitin catabolic process. The coding region runs from base 60 to 1592 and encodes 510 amino acids. Gene Ontology annotation, cellular component: extracellular region.
ACGGCCGGCUGGCGCGCUUGCGCACUGUGGGCGCGUUUGACGCGCCGUCCGAGGCCGAGAUGCGGCGUGCCGUCCCCCCGCCAGUCCACAGUCGCCAGCUACCAACAGACAGCAUGCGCGCGGCUACGCAGGUCGGCCUCCUUUUGGUGGUGGCCCUAGCAUUGGCUGCCGCCGGUGACGAAGACACGACGCCGCUGGACUCCUCCACUGGGUCACCAACCAACUCUGCCGACGAGGAAUCUUCUAGCAGCGAAAAUGCUGCUAUGCUCUCAGGUGGUGAGCGCCGCGGUCGCGUCACUUGCUACUUCGAGAGCUGGGCUGUGUACCGGAAAAGGUUACGGUACGGCAUUGAGGACAUUCCAGGAGAUAUGUGUACACACAUCAUCUAUUCGUUCGUCGGGCUCAACAACGUCACGUGGGAGCUUCAAGUACUCGACGAGAAGCUGGACGUGCAAGAUGGCGGCUUUGAGAACUUCACGGCGCUGAGGCAGGAGUUUCCCGGUGUGCGGCUGCAGGUGGCACUGGGAGGUUGGGCGGAGGGCGGCCACAACUACUCGGCCAUGGUCGGCGACCCCGCCAGGAGGGCCAGCCUAGUGCGCAGCGCCGUCGCUUUCCUGCACAGGUAUGGUUUCGACGGCUUCGACGUGGACUGGGAGUACCCGGGCAAUGCGCCACGAGGAGGAGUGCCAGAGGACAAAGAUGACUUCCUGUGCUUCAUGCAGGAGCUGCGGGCCGCCUUCGACGCGGAGGGUCUGGGCUGGGAGCUGACCAUGGCGGUGCCACUCACAGAGGACAAACUCCGCGACGGCUUCCACGUGCCGCAGCUCUGCAGCAUUGUGGACGCAGUCCACGUCAUGGCUUACGACUUACGUGGGGAGUGGGACCACUUUGCUGACGUCCACAGUCCUCUUUAUCGGAGGCCCCACGACACGGGAGCUUACGCCAAAAUAAACACGCACGACGGCUUACUUCUGUGGGAGCAACUGGGCUGCCCUGCAGACAAGCUCGUUGUUGGGGUGCCAUUCUACGGCCACGCCUACAAACUGUGUGCCAAUGUCACCGACUACUCUCCCGGCGCUUGUAUCGUUCCGUGCACCAGAAAUGACGUCUGUGGAAUGAGCUAUUACCAGAUAUGUAACGAAAUUCAGAAUGUUGGUGAAUGGACUGUGAAAUGGGACAAAUAUGGCAUGGUUCCAUAUGCUUACAAAGGAAGAACAUGGGUAGGCUAUGAGAAUCCCCAUAGCCUUCAAAUAAAGAUGAACUUCAUAAAACAUAAAGGCUAUGCAGGUGCUAUGAUGUGGGCUAUAGAUGAAGAUGAUUUUCAAGGGCUAUGUGGUGAACCAAAUCCUCUUCUUAGUGUUCUCCAUAACAACAUGAAGGAAUAUGUGGUUCCAGAAUCAAAGAAAACAAAUGCUAUGGAAUCUGACAUGAUGCUGGAUCUCAACUGCAAAAGGAUACGACAGCAGCCAAAACUUUCACAGAAAGGUUCACCUGAGGUUUCUGAAAGCACUGCGAAUGAAACUCAGGAAGCACUCAGUUGUAAUACCACAACAGAACGUAAUGAAGAAUUAAACUUGUCCACUACAACAUAAAAUAGCACGUUUAGUUUCAAAAAACAUGUGCCAACAAAAAAUAUUUACUUUGAAACAGUUUAGGAAUGAUAUCUCUCAAUGAAACUAGACAAUGAUAGCAGUUAAGGUUCUGUUGCCAGUUCUGAAAAAUGUGAAUCAAAUUAAACUUCCAAUUUCACUGUAUUUCAGUGCUUUAAAAUGUCAAUAAAUGAUUGUCAAUAAA